Messenger RNA from Pygoscelis adeliae (Adelie penguin), 3717 nucleotides. It is a transcript of the gene EHHADH, whose product is annotated as enoyl-CoA, hydratase/3-hydroxyacyl CoA dehydrogenase. The record is from RefSeq and is a predicted model, not a curated record. Gene Ontology annotation, molecular function: (3S)-3-hydroxyacyl-CoA dehydrogenase (NAD+) activity; NAD+ binding. The transcript is spliced from 7 exons. Lineage: Eukaryota; Metazoa; Chordata; Aves; Sphenisciformes; Spheniscidae. Gene Ontology annotation, cellular component: peroxisome. Bases 282 to 2450 code for a protein of 722 amino acids. Gene Ontology annotation, biological process: fatty acid beta-oxidation.
UGACAGUUCUCCAGGCAUUAGAGGAUGGACUGAAGAGAGCAGAUGCAGAUCCUUCAGUGAAAGCUGUUACGAUUUGCGGUGAAAAUGGGAAAUUCAGUGCAGGAGCUGACAUUCGAGGAUUUUCUUCUCCGAAGAGACAGGGUAUUGCCUUGGGCCCCAUCAUUUCUCUCAUAGAAAGGAGUGAGAAGCCUGUGGUGGCUGCCAUUGAAGGCAUUGCCUUGGGAGGAGGCCUGGAGGUGGCACUUGGCUGUCACUAUCGGAUUGCACAUGUGAAGGCACAGAUGGGUUUACCAGAGGUCACCAUUGGGUUACUUCCAGGUGCUGAAGGCACUCAGCGACUACCCAGACUGAUUGGGGUACCAGCUGCUCUAGAUAUAAUCACUACAGGAAGACACAUUCCAGCAACUGAAGCACUGAAGCUGGGCUUGGUUGAUGAAAUUGUGGAAGAAAACACAGUUGAGGCAGCAAUUCGCUUGGCAAACAAAGUGAUUGGCCAGCCAUUGGGACCCCACAGGCUCAGCCUGAAGCCAGUUCCAAAAUUGCCCAACAUGGAAGCAUUUCUCAGUGAGGCUCUUGUGAAGGUGAAGAAACAGGCCCACGGGUGCCUGGCUCCAGAGCUGUGCUUCCAGGCAGUCAAAGCUGCCACAGAGCAGCCCUUUGCAGAUGGAGUCCGGAAGGAGCGAGAGCUGUUUAACAUCCUGCUGACUUCAGGCCAGGCCCAAGCACUGCAGUAUGCUUUCUUCGCAGAGAGAGCAGUGCAGAAGUGGACAACACCCAGUGGAGCUUCAUGGAAAAGUGCUUCCCCUCAGCCCAUCUGCAAAGCAGCUGUGAUAGGGCUAGGAACAAUGGGCCGAGGCAUUGUGACUUCUCUGGUUAAGGCCAACAUACCUGUGGUAGCCCUCGAGCAGAAUCUGGAGUAUCUGAACACAGGAAGAAAAGCUGUGAUGCUCCUUUUGGAACGUGAGGCUAUGAAAAUGGAGCAGGGUGCCCAAACCCUGGAUUUCCAUAACCCUGCACGUCUCCAGUUCACUGUGGACUUUGAUGUGUUGCAGGAUGUAGAUCUAGUUAUUGAGGCUGUGUUUGAGAACAUGGCACUAAAGAAGGAAAUAUUCCAUAAGCUAUCAAGAAUCUGCAAGCCAGGGGCCUUUCUGUGUACAAACACAUCAGCCCUGAACAUUGAUGAAAUAGCUUCUGCCACGAGCCACCCACAGCAGGUCAUUGGCACGCACUUCUUCUCCCCUGCUCAUGUGAUGAGGCUAUUAGAAAUAAUCUAUGGCCAUCACACAUCCCCCACUACCAUUGCCACUGCCAUGCAGCUAGCCAAAGCACUGAAAAAAGUUGGAGUGGUGGUAGGGAAUUGUUUUGGGUUUGUUGGGAACCGAAUGAUGUUUCCAUACGUUCAACAGGCAGUUUUUCUUUUAGAGGAAGGAAGCAGACCAGAAGCCGUAGAUCAGGUUCUUGAAGAUUUUGGGUUUAAGAUAGGACCUUUCCGAAUGUCUGACCUUGCUGGGCUGGAUGUGGGCUGGAGGUCUCGAAAGGGCCAGGGCCUCACCGGCGCCUUAAUACCUCCAGGAACACCUGCCCGCCAGCGGCAUGGCCAUCGCUACAGCCCACUGCCAGAUCUUUUGUGUGAGAAUGGCAGGUUCGGCCAGAAAACUGGAAAAGGCUGGUAUCAGUAUGAGAAGGCUGGGGGCAGGACAGCCAAGCCAGAUCCAUGGCUUCACAACUUCCUGGCCCAGUACAGAGACACCGCAGUUUUUCUUUUAGAGGAAGGAAGCAGACCAGAAGCCGUAGAUCAGGUUCUUGAAGAUUUUGGGUUUAAGAUAGGACCUUUCCGAAUGUCUGACCUUGCUGGGCUGGAUGUGGGCUGGAGGUCUCGAAAGGGCCAGGGCCUCACCGGCGCCUUAAUACCUCCAGGAACACCUGCCCGCCAGCGGCAUGGCCAUCGCUACAGCCCACUGCCAGAUCUUUUGUGUGAGAAUGGCAGGUUCGGCCAGAAAACUGGAAAAGGCUGGUAUCAGUAUGAGAAGGCUGGGGGCAGGACAGCCAAGCCAGAUCCAUGGCUUCACAACUUCCUGGCCCAGUACAGAGACACCCAUCACAUCAAGACCCGCUUUAUAGAUCAGGAGGAAAUCCUGGAGCGGUGUUUGUUUUCCCUCAUCAAUGAAGGGUUUGACAUCCUGGCUGAGGGAAUAGCAUCUGGCCCAGAACACCUGGAUGUAAUUUAUAUCAAUGGCUAUGGGUGGCCAAAGCAUAGGGGUGGUCCCAUGUUCUAUGCUUCCACUGUUGGGCUCCCUCGCUUUCUGGCUAAACUGCAGAAAUACUCCGAGGUCCACCCUGAUGUUCCUGGGCUACGGCCCAGUGCCUUUCUGAAAAAGCUGGUAGCUAUGGGGAACCCUCCCCUCAAAGAGUGGAUGUCCUACCUAAGCCGGCAGAGCAACAAGCUGUGAUUUCGUUGAUGCCUGCUAUAUAAAUUCAAUGGAAGCUGAUCUCAUGAAAUAGGUGCUGUAAUUGCACUGUCUUUUCCAAUCAAAACCAAAGUGCUACAGGCUCAUAAACAAUGUCACUGACCCUCCUGGGCCUUUGCAAAGAAUAACUUUGGCCGAUGAUUGAUCUCAAUCUCCCUCUUGCUGCAGGUAACCACUGCCAUCACCCACCCUUCCCACCACCAGCCUUACCCACCUGCUUUGCACAUUGCUGUGUAAAGGCCCAUCUCAUUUUGCUCUGCCUUCAGGUCGUCACAGCUGUACACCUCUUCCAGUCUGUCUUUGCGGAAGGGAGGGAGCAGCAUCUACAGCCCACAAAGCAAAUCAGGGUAGGAGGCAAGAGAGAGAUGGUCACAAUUCACCUGAGAGUGACUGGAUCUGCCAGAUCCUGCCCUAAGUCUGUUUCCCAGUUUGUUCAAGUCUCCUGUACAGCCCACCUCUACUGGAUUCCCUGGCUCUCCCAAAGACAGCCAGCUGGAACCUGCUGCCUUCCCACUGCUGUGGGAGAGACCGCAAGGGCGCAGCACCUUUCAGAGGUAAAGUCAAAUGAAUUGGAGAGAGCAGGUUUGGGCAGAGAGCAAGGGGCAGGGCUGGUACCAUCCCUCCUCCCUGCUGCAGAGGAAAUUCUAAUAAAUGACAGAAAAGCCACAAAUGCAUUGACCUGACUAACCUGCCCUGUGGUGUUGGCUUACGACUGGCCUUCUGCAUCCAGACUCCAUCCUCCGUUAUCGUUAUCCCCACCCAGCUUUGUCCAAGCAGAAAUAUCUUCUGGCAUCUCUUAAGUGUGGAUAUGUGUUGCCAUCACUCCCCCAUCUUGCCUGCCUACAGCUACCAGGUCUUGGAACUCAGCAUGCCCUAAUUGACCAGACUGAAGCCUGGCCUGGCACUUACUAGGUUUUCACAUGGGCAGAAGGCACACUGGAAAGUACACGGCUCAAGAGCUGUGUAGGCAAGAAUGUUGCUGCAGGCACGCAGGCAGGCGGCAGAUCUCUAGCAGAGAGCAGAGAGAGAGUGAGCCGAACUUGCUCCAGGCUUGAUGCUUUGGGACAAAGUCUCCCAUUUCUUGUGUCUAAUGAAUAUAUCUUCUAGUCCAGUGUGGGGAAUAGGUUGGUCUGGGUUCCCUUCUCAGGGAGAUUAUAAUUGGGUGUCUAACUUAUGCUUUUUAUUUUAAUAAAAGUGCUUGGAUUAUCUCAUGACAGAUUAUAUGAUACAUAAAAGUAGAAAAGUAGAA